This is a messenger RNA of Aureococcus anophagefferens, 1146 nucleotides long. RefSeq lists its product as hypothetical. The coding region runs from base 1 to 1146 and encodes 381 amino acids. NCBI's taxonomy places the organism in Eukaryota, Pelagophyceae, Pelagomonadales, Pelagomonadaceae. The transcript has a single exon. Gene Ontology annotation, molecular function: hexosyltransferase activity. The record is from RefSeq and is a predicted model, not a curated record. Gene Ontology annotation, biological process: glycolipid biosynthetic process.
AUGAGCGACACGGGCGGCGGCCACCGCGCGUCGGCCAAGGCCCUCGUCAACGCGCUGGACGAGCUCUACCCGGGCCGCGUCGAGGCGGACAUCGUCGACAUCUGGACGGACCACUCGUGCUGGCCGUACUCGAACUUUGUGCCGUGGUACCAGAUCGCGGCGAAGCGGACGUGGAUCUGGCGCAUCAUCUGGUACUACGGCCGCUUCUACCCGAGCCGCAAGCUCCAGGAGCUGACGAGCCGCUGGCAGUGCUUCGAGAAGUUCCGCGACUGCAUCUCGCAUCACGCGCCGGACAUGGUCGUGUCCGUGCACCCGCUCUGCCAGGACAUCCCGCUCCGGGCGCUCGAGGAGCUGGACGGCGGGUCGCGCACGACGCCCUUCGUCACGGUCGUCACCGACCUGGGCUCCGCGCACAACACGUGGUUCCACAAGCGCGCGGACUACACGUUCGUGCCGAGCGACGCGCUCUACGAGAUGGGGAGCCGCUGCGGCCUGGACGAGUCGAAGCUGCGGCUCCGCGGGUUGCCGCUGCGCGAGGGCUUCUGGACGGCCGAGAGCCGGUCCAAGGAGGAGGUGCGCGCGGCGCUGGGGCUGGAGGGCGGCCGGCCGACGGCGCUCGUCGUCGGCGGCGGCGACGGCGUCGGCGGCAUCGCCAAGGUCGCGAUCGCCUGCGGCGACGACCUCGGCGACGCCGGCGAGGAGGCGGGCCUCGUCGUCGUCUGCGGCAAGAACGAGGCCGUGAAGGCGGACCUCGAGGCGCGCGACUGGCCCCCGAACGUCAAGCCGACGAUCCUCGGCUUCGUGCAGAACAUGGACGAGUGGAUGGCGGCGGCGGACUGCAUCGUCACCAAGGCGGGGCCGGGCACCAUCGCCGAGGCGGCGACGCGGGGCCUGCCCUGCCUCCUGAGCUCGCACCUCCCGGGCCAGGAGUACGGCAACGUCAAGUUCGUCGAGGGCAACGGCUUCGGCGCCUUCGUCAAGAAGCCCAAGAAGAUCGCCGAGACGCUCACGCGCUGGCUCACGCGGGCCGGCGAGCGCGAGGCCAUGCAGAAGGAGGCGCUCCGCGCCGCGCGGCCGAACGCGACGCUCGACAUCGCGCGCGACAUCGGCGGCCUCCUCUUCGACGGCAAGGCGCCCGAGCCCUAG